Microthlaspi erraticum is the source of this 480-nucleotide messenger RNA. Lineage: Eukaryota; Viridiplantae; Streptophyta; Magnoliopsida; Brassicales; Brassicaceae. The record is from the annotation of a GenBank genome assembly.
AUGUCUUCACACCAGAGACUUUGGAAACACAAUCCGGUUCUCCCUCAAGAUCCUUAUGAGAGAUCCAAGGCUCGAUUCUUGGGUAAACUCGUCGAUGAGAAGAUUAACGGUAACGGUUAUGUAUCAACGGUGAAACAAGACGAGAAAGGAUAUGAUGUUGUGAUUGUACAGACAAGAGACCUGAUUACGCAUCUGGAGAAGGAGCUUGCCGGAAAAAAUUACUUCGGAGUCGGAGGUAAGAGUUUCGCAUUCGGUGAUAUAGUCAUCGGAAGUUUGAUUCCGUUCUGUGCGGAAAGAGCUUGGGAAGCAAUGGGAUUGGAAGUGGUUCCAGAGCACAAGUUCCCAGAAUACACCAGAUGGGUCAAGAAUCUGGAGAAGGUUGAGUUUAUUAAGGAUUGUAUUCCUCCAAGAGAGAAACAUGUUGAGCACAUGAAAUUUAUGGGAGGGAGAAUCGGAUCGGGACACCCAAACUUUAUGUGA